AUGUCUGCUCAGAAAUCUGUAUUUUUCACCCUUUCCGUGAUCAUUUCGCAGCAAUAUAUUGCAAUGACAGAGCAUGAAAAGGAAGCAUCAUCAUCAGGAAGACACAGCAAGUCGCGAUCCUCCCGAAGAUCUUCGAGUAGACGAUCGAAAACAACAAGAGAAGCAGAUGAAGAAGAUUCCUUAAGUACUACUCAUCGAUCCGAUUCAAAAUCUUCAAAGAAGAAAGACACUGGUGCAGAUGAUCGUAGUAGAAAGAAGCGAGGCACUACUACAAGGGCAUCCGAACCUGGCGCAAUUCCUGAGAAGGCAACCAGCAGUUCUGGCAAUCGUAGUAGAAAGAAGGAACGAGGCACUACUAACAAGGCAUCCACACCUGGUGCUAUUCCUGAAAACGCAACCAGCAGUUCUGGUAGUCGUAGUAGGAAUAAGGAACGAAACGGCCGUGGCAAAGCUUCCAACAAGCCUGGUGCUAUUCCUGAAACUGAAAACGACGGCAGUAUCGCUGUUGGUGAUCGGAAAAAGGAGAGAAAGAGGUCCAACCGAUCUUCGAAUGCACCACCACCAGGAGCUACCACGGAAGAUCGGAUGAGCCAUCGCGAGAGAAGAAAAGAAGAAAGGGCUGCUAGUGCCUCCAACCAUCAAUCGCCGACACCUACUGCGAAAGCUGACGCUACGGAUGCUGAUACUUUAUUCGAAGCAACAGCUGUGGAUGCCAACUCGGAAAAUCAAGAAGUUGUCGAGCAAAUGAGACGGGAGUUUGAGCAAACGGAGAAGAAGCGUCAACAAGAAAUUGAUGCGCUCAACCAGCGACUUGAAGCAGAGCGAGAAGCAAAAGAAAAAGCAAAAAAGAAGGAAAGAAAACGGAUUAUUAUUGGUGUGGCUUGUUGCAUUAUUGUUCUCGUCGCCGUCGGAGUUAGUGCCUUCUUUGCUCUGAACAAGGAUGGAGCGACCAUAACGCAGAUAUUCGUAACUCAGCUGUACGAUCCACCCAGUGAAGCAGAGUGUCGCGCUGUCACCAGGAAUGAUACCAUAGCUGGACAAGAAGCAGACUUGGAAGAAAAAGUUCUUGACAUGGCCUUUGAUGUGACUGUAGAUUCGGGUUGCGAGAUUACUACUCCGCAAGUGCAAAUUCUCUUGGAGGCUAUUCAAGAAAAGCUUCUUCCACCCUUGGCUGGCUGCAACAACGAGAUUACCAGUCGUCGUGAGUUGGUAGCUGAGAACGAACAGCCCGAACUUGCCAUUGGGGAGAAUCGCUUUGUGAUUUUGAAUGCAUUUGUCACGGGUCAGCUCGAUCCGGACGUGGUCUGUGGUAAAAUUCAAGAUGAUUCGAACCUGUUCCAUCGAAUCUCAACGAAUUUGGUUCUCACUUUGAAAGGACCUGUCGAGCGGUCGGAUCUUGUCCUUCUGACCUUUGAUCAAGUCGAUGAGUUAUUGAACAAAGGAGGACGAGUUGAUGAUAAUUUGAAGGAACCGUUUGGUUUGGACGAGUCAUUCUCCAAAGUAGAAUUGGUCAAAAUCGAAGACCCAUAUGUAUCCUCAGCGGCUCCAUCAAUCUCUUCAUCAUCAGAAGUCACAUCCGCGCCAUCAAUGAGACCUACUUUGGCUCCCGUGGUUGGCCCAACACCAUCGCCAACUGCAAGAAUCCAAACACCACAGCCAUCAAUGAGACCGACCUUGGCUCCCGUGGUUGGCCCAACACCACCUCCAACUAUAAGCCCAACGGCUGUGCCAUCUGAUCCUCCAAGUCUACGUCCUUCCAUCAGCACCUCUUCAGCACCGACACUGGCUCCAGCGGUCGGUCCAACUCUUUCACCCUCGAGUGCACCGUCAACAGUGCCAUCAAGAUUACCAAGUUUCUCGCCUUCAGCCCUCGCAAGUGAAGGUCCAUCUGCCAAUCCAUCAAUUGGGCCAAGCAUUGCACCAUCUGCCAAUCCAUCAAUCGAACCAAGUAUGGCUCCAUCGUCCAAGCCAUCAAUCAAACCAAGUAUGGUCGCAUCUGCCACUCCAUCGACGAAACCGAGCAUGGUUCCAUCUGUUGCCCCAUCAAUGAGCCCUUCGCAAACGCCUACAGUAGCAUUCACACCACAAUGCUUUCAAAGCAGAAGUGAACUGACUACCGAAGUCGACAAAUGGUUUGGCACUGCAUUGCAAAAGACAGCAGUAGAGAACACCUAUGGUCCAAUUGGAGAUUGGUGUUUUGAUUCAGGUGUGACCAAUAUGUAUCGACUCUUCUACCAGCGUUCCACUUUCAAUGAAGAUAUUUCGAACUGGGAUGUUUCUUCUGUAACAGAUAUGUUUGAAAUGUUCGCUUCCGCAUCAUCCUUCAAUCAAGACUUGUCAUCCUGGGAUGUUUCUUCUGUGACAGAGAUGGGUUUCAUGUUCCAUCAAGCAUCAUCCUUCGAUCAGAAUCUCUGUCCGUGGGGCUUGCGCCUGCCGGGCAAUGCUUAUUUUGGAUCCAUGUUUUCUGGCGCCACCAGCUGCCCUACACAAUUCGUUCCCAACCUCUCUGCGAAUCCGCGAGGUCCAUUUUGUUACCAGUGUCUAUAA
Cylindrotheca closterium is the source of this 2547-nucleotide messenger RNA. The record is from the annotation of a GenBank genome assembly. NCBI's taxonomy places the organism in Eukaryota, Bacillariophyta, Bacillariophyceae, Bacillariales, Bacillariaceae.